AUGGCAUUCAAUGACUGCUCCACAUCUCCCCUGGACAUCUUCUCCUCUCUGGAGCACCCAAUGUCCCUCUUGGUGGCACGCAAUCGCUCGCUGAACACCACUUCCUCUCCAGGAGGUCAUCCCCCGCCGGCCUACGCCAUGUCCUGUCUCAGCAUGAGCCUCGGCGUCGUGUCCAACCUCAUCGGCCUGGCUGUGCUGGCCGGUUUGCAUGCGCGCUUCCGCCGCAGAGCCAAGGCCCCCUUCGUGCUGCUGGCCCGCGCCCUGCUGCUGACCGACCUGGCGGGCCAGCUGAUCACGGGCGCGUUCGCCCUCUACCUGCACCUGGAGCAGCGGCAGGGAGGGGGGCCGCCGCGCGCCGAGACCGCUCGGGCCUUCUGCGGGAUGUUCGGCGCCUGCAUGGUGUUCUUCGGCCUGUGCCCGCUGCUGCUCGGUAGCGCCAUGGCGGCGGAGCGCUGCGGGGGCAUCACACAGCCAUUCCUGCACGCGGCGGCGGCCACGGUGGGGCACGUGCGGCUGGUGGCGCUGCUCCUCAUGGCGCUGGCCCUCGGCCUGGCGGUGCUGCCCUUGCUGGGCGUCGGCGGCUACGCGUGGCAGUACCCCGGCACCUGGUGCUUCCUGCCCGUGCACGGGCGGCUGACCCCGGCGCACGCUGCCCUGGCACUGGUCUUCGCCGGCCUCGGACUCGGCGCACUCCUCCUGUCGGUGCUCUGCAACACCGUGAGCGGAGCGGUGCUGCUGCUGGCCAGGAGGACGUCGCAGCUGACAGCCAGGCAGUCCAUCGCCGCCGGCACCAAGCACCGGGGCCCUGCCAACGCAUCAUCUGCGGGCAUGCGCUCGUUGGACGUCGAGAUGAUGACACAGCUGGCAGUGAUUAAUGUGGUGUCAUGCGUUUGCUGGUGUCCUUUUCUGAUCUGUAUCCUAUUGUCGGUUGGAAAGUUUCUUUCCGGCUCCCUUUCAACAUAUCCAGUGCGAAAGCACGAGCAGCAGCUUCUGCUGUGUCUCCGGCUGGCCUCCUGGAACCAGAUCCUGGACCCCUGGGUCUACAUCCUGCUGAGGCGGGCCGUCUUGCGCAGGGUCUGCUGCCUGCUGCAGCCCGACAGGUUCCUUCUCCCACAGAACAGCUCCAGCACUGGAUCCCACAGAUAA
Molecule: messenger RNA, 1146 nt
Organism: Alosa alosa (allis shad)
Lineage: Eukaryota; Metazoa; Chordata; Actinopteri; Clupeiformes; Clupeidae
Gene: ptger1c
Product: prostaglandin E receptor 1c (subtype EP1)
Exons: 2
Coding region: 1-1146 (381 amino acids)
Biological process (GO): inflammatory response; positive regulation of cytosolic calcium ion concentration; adenylate cyclase-activating G protein-coupled receptor signaling pathway
Cellular component (GO): plasma membrane
Molecular function (GO): thromboxane receptor activity; prostaglandin E receptor activity
Source: RefSeq, a predicted model, not a curated record